This is a messenger RNA of Cornus florida, 1527 nucleotides long. RefSeq lists its product as uncharacterized. The transcript is spliced from 3 exons. Lineage: Eukaryota; Viridiplantae; Streptophyta; Magnoliopsida; Cornales; Cornaceae. The record is from RefSeq and is a predicted model, not a curated record. Bases 1 to 1527 code for a protein of 508 amino acids.
AUGUGUAGAGUUUUUCCUACCAGUUUGACAGGAGCAGCACUAGAGUGGUUCAGGAAUAGACCGCAUAAGUCCAUCCCGGAUUACGUAACUCUAUGCACCAUGUUCCUGGCACAGUAUUGCGGAAAUAAGAAGAAAAAGAAGAGCAUUGCCAGCCUCUUCACCGUAAGGCAGAAAAGGGGGGAUACAUUGCAGGAUUUCUUGUCAAGAUUCAACACGGAGGCCUCAGAAAUAGCGGAUUGUCAUCCCGCAACUGCUAUAGAGACAUUUAAACUCGCGAUAAUUCAGGGGACGAAGUUCCACACUUCCUUAGUCAAGUAUUCUCCUCCCGACAUGCAGACUCUAAAUGCCAAGGCCCAGAUCUACAUUUGGCUUGAGGAAAAUAUAGCCCACCGAGCGCAGCACGCCACCCUCGUGACAGUGGAAAACAAGCCUCGAGAAAGAAUUCCAACUCCAAAGAUUCAAAAAAGCCAACGUUCCUCAACGUCGAUCACCCAGGCACCUGAAAAAAGAUCCCUUAGGCGACAGGUGGAGAAUAUGAUCGCCAGAGGUGAGUUGACGGAUUACCUCAUGACAAAGGAGUAUGUAAAGCCCCGCGAGGUCUAUCCCCGCAAGGUAGAAGGUACGCAAGUAAAAGUUAUCAAUGCAAUACAUGGCAGGUCUGAAGAUGAUCAAGAGUUCAAGGAGGUGUACAGAUUCAGACUGAGGGCGACCCACAAGCUCAGGAAGAUAUCCUUGGUCAAUGCUAUCAAUUCGGGUAGCAUCAGUAUUGGAUUUGGAGAUGGCGACCUAUCCAGAGUGCAACUCCCCCACGAGGAUCCAUUGGUCAUCAUUCUUUUAGUGGCCAAUUGUAUGAUCAUAAGGGUUUUGGUAGAUCUAGGAAGUAACGCCAUCAUAAUCACAAAGACGAUCUUUGAUCAGUUAGAGAUCCCGUCAUCAUCUAUUCGACCUACCUCCAGCCCGUUGAUGGGAUUUGAUGGCACAAGAGUAGAUCCCCUUGGAGUAAUAGACUUGUCCGUAACCGUGGCGAAGAGGACUCUGAAGGAGAACUUUGUUUUAACAGAGAUCCAUCAUUCUUACAAUCUCAUCAUGGGAAGAGGCUGGAUACAUCGGAUGAGAGGAGUUCCGUCCACCCUUUACCAGGUGAUGCGGUGCUUAUCUUCGGACGAGAAAGAAGUAAAAGAGGAAGAGGAAAUUGCAAAGCCCACCGAGGAGACCCUCGAAGCCGUGGAAGUUAUCCUAGGCGACCCUCAGAAAGUUACUUAUCUAGGCUCUUCUUCCACGUCCGAAGAAAAUGAGGCAUUAAUUGAUGUUAUCCGGAGCAAUGCAGAUGCCUUUGCGUGGGAUCACUCAGACAUGGUAGGGAUCGAUCCCUUAGUUUCCUACCAUAGUCUGAAGAUGGAUCCAGAGUUCAAACCGGUUAAGCAGAAACACCGAAGGUUUGCCCCUGAACGCAAUCACAUUAUAGCUGAAAAAGUGAGCAAAUUGUUGCAAGCAGGUUUCAUUCGAGAAGUGCAAUAUCCACAGUAG